Plasmodium malariae is the source of this 561-nucleotide messenger RNA. RefSeq names its product conserved Plasmodium protein, unknown function. The record is from RefSeq and is a predicted model, not a curated record. NCBI's taxonomy places the organism in Eukaryota, Apicomplexa, Aconoidasida, Haemosporida, Plasmodiidae. Bases 1 to 561 code for a protein of 186 amino acids. The transcript is spliced from 4 exons.
AUGACCGCCCUCUAUUUGCUCUUCUCGUUUUUUCUUUUGGGCUCACUUAAUGAGAACAAAUACCUAAACGCGAAAGUAAUACAUCGUCCGAUUAAUGUAUACUAUAAAGAUUAUUCUGCACAUUUGCCAAAUGAGCAGAGAGAUAAAUUAAUGAAAAUCCUUUUGAAUAAUGAGUAUAAUGAAGAAAAGGAUGAAGUGGAAAAUAUUAUUGAUAUAAAAAAAAUAUAUGAAAAAGAAAAAGACCUAGAAAACUUAUUGAGCAAACAGACAAAUUUAUCCAAAAUAAUUAAAGAAGAGUUAAGGGGAUACCUUAAAAAAAACCGAAAAAUGUCCGUUAAAUAUGACCACGAGGAAAAAAAUGAUAAUUCUGGCAUAGAACAAAACUCGAAAAAAGGAGGGCACGUUUUUGAUGUUAACACGCACAUAGACGUUUCUAUGGACUCCAUGAGGGAACCGCUAGUCGUAAUUAAAAUACCAUCACUAAAUUUUUACGAUUUAAUUGAGAUUCAACAUGACGUAGGAAACUUAAUAAGUGUUAAUAAUGAAGAACUAUUCUACUAA